This is a messenger RNA of Corylus avellana, 678 nucleotides long. Lineage: Eukaryota; Viridiplantae; Streptophyta; Magnoliopsida; Fagales; Betulaceae. The record is from RefSeq and is a predicted model, not a curated record.
AUGCUACAAAGACCAAUUUACAAGGUUACGAUUGUUGUUCGAUCUAUUAAUUUGCUUGCAGAGCCUGAUGUUCUUAAAGAAGUGAAGCAGAAGCUUGAUCUUGGAUCUGUGAAGUUUGAGACAUUGUGUGACAAGGACCGAACUUCUAAAAAGGUGCCUUCAGCGGGGAGUUUCGAGAGAAGACUCCUAGAAGUUAAUAGAAAAAGAGUCAAGGUUGUAAAACCAGGGUCUAAAACUUCUUUCCCAACUACUGAAAUUCGUGGAACUUAUGCUCCCCCUUUUCAUGUGGAGCUUUUCCGAAACGAUCAGCAUCGGCUUAGAAUUGUAGUGGACAGCGAGAAUGAAGUAGACUUGAUGGUGCAGUCGCGGCACCUCCGGGACGUUACUGUGCUUGUGAUCCGAGGCCUUGCUCAGCGGUUCAAUAGUACAUCUCUCAAUUCCCUUCUCAAAAUAGAAACAUAAGUCUAUUUAAGCAGUGUAAAGUUUGUUUUGAAAUAUAUCAGUCUAUAGGUUUUGAGGCAUACAUACAUGUCAUCUCUCCCCCUUUCCCUCCAUCAAUUGUUUGUCUGAUUGAAAUAUUCAUUAUUUUUAAUGUAAGAAAUAUUGUGCAGUGGUGUGGAUAGUUGUUGUCACAAUCAUUGUAUAUUAUUAUCAAAAUGAUCAUAUUUCAGGUGUUUA